Zerene cesonia (dogface butterfly) is the source of this 6557-nucleotide messenger RNA. RefSeq lists its product as uncharacterized. Gene Ontology annotation, biological process: protein dephosphorylation. Gene Ontology annotation, molecular function: protein tyrosine phosphatase activity. NCBI's taxonomy places the organism in Eukaryota, Metazoa, Arthropoda, Insecta, Lepidoptera, Pieridae. The record is from RefSeq and is a predicted model, not a curated record. The transcript is spliced from 4 exons. Bases 235 to 5133 code for a protein of 1632 amino acids.
GUUGUUUCAUCCAGAGAAAAAUGGCCGCAAGGAAUGUCAAAACUCGGGCAAGUUCUCUUGAAAACGUGUGAUAUUUUCAUCGAAAACGACGACUUGUAGCGAAAAUAAAACUAGUGACGUGAUCUAGUGUUUGUGUCUGUUUCUCAAGUGUACGCCGUAAUAAUUGUCACAUGGUGGCAAACGAAAAUUUACAAUUGCACAUCCGAAUUUGAUGAACGAUGUGAGGGCGGGGGCAUGUGGGGCGCGCAGGCGGGCGUCUGGUGCGGCGCGCUGGCGGCCGCGCUGCUAGUGCUGCUCGCGCUCUGCCGCCGCGCCGCCAAGCGGCAGCCGGGCCGCGCCGCGCCGCAGGUCACACAGGUGCACAUAGUGUGCGGCGGUGUGACGCGUGUGCCGCGCGCCCGCGCCGCCCCCGCCGCGCCCGCGCCCCCGCCCGCGCCCCUCCCCGCACACCCUCACACCGUCGAGUCGAUAGACCCGCACCCCCCACAAAUCGUCAUCGUACAAAACUUCAUACAAAACACGCACGUGCCUCAGCCUUCUGAACCUCAACCCUCCAGCUCCAAAACCCCGCCGGCGCCGAGGCACCCGGCGCCCGAAUUUCGCGGCAUACCGAAACUACCUCUGCCCGAACAGUGGAUUCAUAAACGCCCGUUCGAUUAUAAGUACGCGGCGAUUCCGAGGCCGCUGGCGCAGAUUGUUAACACCGACCUAGGCGCUGAUCUGUCGCGCGAGUCCCGGGCUAAGAAAUAUAGUGCAACAAGGUCGCCUUCCCUCGAAAAAGACGAUAAGUCGCCGUUCAUUACCAGCGCGAAGUCAGAUAAAGUCGACGUUUUCGGUUUCGGUCCCGACGCACUUAAAAAGCUUUGUGAGAAAGGGGAAGACUUAAAGGAGAUGGGGGAACGACCGCCUAGCUCCCCGCGCGAUGUCGACAAAGAUAUAUCACCUGGCAACCUCAGGAGGUUUAGAUCUGUGAGUACUAGGCUUAAUAUGUGCAGUGUCAAUGAAGCCCCAGCGUUGGAGGGUCACCAAGAGCGGAUAGAGAUGCAGAAUUCGCCUCGCAUAGUUGAAUGCAGUUCGGCAAAAGAAAAAUCAUCCGCAACCAAAUUUGAUUUCUCACCUAAACUUUUAGCUGAGAAUUUAAGUUCUCCUAGAUUUUAUACGCCUCCGGAAAUGGUGUCACCCAUGUUCUUCGCGGAACCCUCACCGAAAUCUGUAUAUUACGACACAGUUAGGUCUCCUAAAUUUUUCCCGGAUACUUCUAGAGAAACUGAAGUUCCUCAAUCACCAAGGUUGUUAAAUGAUAAUUUACAUCGUGCUAAUGGCUUGACAGAAAAACCUAAUUCUCCCAAACUUCUCAGUGCUCGACCUAGCCCUAGAGUACUUAGUUAUAAUAAAGAAAACUAUUUUACAUUUGAAAAUGUGGCCGCCGUAGAAGAGAGCGCUCCUAGAAUCUCGCCACGACCCAAACGUUAUGGUGGAAGGAAUUCGAUCGAAAGGGAGAGGUUUACACCACCAGCUGAUAAAGAAAUUAAAAAAUACAGAAGGCAUAACAGUUGCGACACUAACUAUAAAAACGUUGAAGUUAACAUACAUAAAUGUGAUGAUUUAACGAAGACUGAUUCCGCCAAUAAAGUUACGGUUAUAGAGAAAGAUGUAGUCGAUUGUUGUGCCAAAAUAGACUCUCUGGGUAUUGAACCGAAGGGUGAUUUUGAAAAACGCGAAUUAACUCCGAACGCCAACACGGCGCAUGCUAGGCGGCAAAGACUAAAAUCGAUUUCGUUAGAUUCAGACAAUGCGAAAAUAAUCGAACAAAACCUUGGCUUACCUAUUGCUAAACAGAUGAAGGAUCAAAUGAACGAAGCGUAUAAGAAUCAAGAAAUAAGUACAUCCUGUGAAGAUGUGGAACGAUUUCCUAAAACGCCAGGUGCAGAGAAACCAGCUUUCAAAUUCGAUGUGGAUCAGAAAGUUAAGUCGGAAUCUGAGGAGCCAAAAUCGCCUGAUAUUUUACAAAAGAAAUGUUUGAGACAGAGUUCCGACACUCAAUCAUUCUUAGAUAUGCCUAGAUUUUCGCCAAAGGAAUUUGAAAUAACUGUCACAUCGGAUGAUGGAGCUACAACGUCUGCGGCAGCGGAUUUAAAACGAAAACGCAAAAACUUGAGGAAUCUAACAAUAGAUUUAACGAAACGAGAUAGUGAUUUGGAGAAAGAACUGUUAGAAUUCGAAAGGCUAUAUUCUCACGCAAACGAGAAUAAAGUUAGGACGCCUACAUUAAAGAUUAAGGCAACAUCAUUAGAUUCGUCGGAAGCUGACGCGUGUUGUGUAUUACCAAAGAAAUCAUUAGAAGUGCCGCAGAAUUCCAUAUCAGUUCCUAACACACCCAAACGACAGUUGAAACGAAUAUUGGCUCAGAAGAAUAUAAAACAUGAUACAGCUGGUGGUAAAUUUGGUUACAACUCUAUACAGAGCAAUGCGGAACAGCGUCGCUUAUUAAUGAAGGGGCAAGAUAGCGGUAUAUUCUUACGUGAAAAUCACGCUAGUUUAAUGUUAUAUCAGCCAAGUACGUCCCGUAUUGGACGCACGAUGGGUUCAUUCGACGAGAAUAUGGUGGAUGCUACUCCAGAAUUAAGCGUGGCCGGCGCUGAUAAACCUGGUCUUCAUUUAGACACUGGUCAAACUUUAGGUUCGAAUUUAUUAAACUAUAAGCAAAAUUUAAGUGUGUCCAGUACGAAUUUGAAAACACUCCCAGAGGGCGUGCCUAGUGAUGAUUUUGAACCAAGUGCAGAAGAUGAGAAGUUGGCAAAGAAAUUGCACAGACGAAACUCCAAUCAAAGUCUAAUGCUUAGCACGCAUAGCUUGCAGGGGUCUAAUUGUUCGCUCAGCAGUACAGGCACUUCUUGUCAUAACUUAGCAACCGUCAGGACGAGUAUAUCGAAUUUUAGCCUCAAUUCUGAUGGUAGACAAAAGAAGUUAUCCUUGGAAAGACGUGACUCCAACGUGUCUGUGGUUCCCACCGAGCAUAUUACACCUACAACUCGAGUAAUAUGUUCAUCGAACACCAAUCUGUCCGGGGAAGUGUCAAAGAAUUGUCUAUUGCAACGUCGAGGGUCAAACAAUAGUCUUACAUUGAACAUACUAUCAAACAAUCUCAGCCGACAUUCUAGCAACAGUUCCUUAAAUAAAGAAGCCAAAGUUGGUCAAAAGAAAGGUCUUUUGGAACGCAGAAGUUCAAACACUUCGCUAACUUUAAACAUAAAUACAUCCAACCCCCAGCUAUCGACCAAUCGCGGUCUCAGUAUAUCCAAUUACAAUUUGAAUGGCUCGACGUGUAAUUUAAGUAGAUAUAACAGCAAUCAUAGCAUAGACAACUCGGAACCUCGCAAAGGUAUACUAGAAAGACGCAGUUCGAAUACAUCUCUAACGCUAAAUAUUCAACCGCAAGAACCUAGAGAUUUGGAAAUCGACGAAACAAUGAUCGAUACAAAUCUGAAAGAUCUACCGCAUAGGGAUAAACACAGGAAAUCGUUAAGCACGGAAAAUCUAAUUCCGAAAUCGUAUAAAAACAGAAAAGGAUUGCGGUCUUCCGAAAAAUGUAUGGGUUUCGGUUCACACGACAAUCUCUGGUCAACGUCAUAUGACCCGGACUACCCUCAAAAUUUAACCUACGUGUGCGGCGAUCAGGAGAAUGAGAUAAUAUACGCGUUUGGACGUCAAGAGGACCCGAAUUUCCAGGCUGGUUUCGUCAGGAAUAUAACUACGAAACCCUUAAGUCCACAGAGUACUUCAGAAGAUUUCAGGCUCUAUUUGGCCAAUAUGCAACACUUGCAGAGCGCCUCGAGCGUGCUCAGCCGUCAGCAAUUGAAGGAUUUGAACGACGUUUUUCAGAAUGGCUAUUCGAAAGUUAAGUGUCUCAGCUCGAACGAAGGCCAGCAUUGUUGCUCUGGCCGGGUCGGUGAAGACACAGCCAAGGGCAACCCCCAGAUGGUGAUACCGGAGUUGUCUCAACCGUGCUCUGAAUACCAGAAGAUGUUGUUGAGGAACCUUCACCAGGAAUUUUGGGACAUGCCCACCAACUUUCAGGAGAAACCAAUUGUGUCUGGGUCGCAUCCAAAGAAUAGAUAUAAGACGAUAUUGCCAAACGAACAUUCUAGGUUCAUUUUGCGUGCGGAGUCUGGGAGCAGCGAGGGAUAUAUAAAUGCCAAUUUCAUUAAGGGGCACGAAUACACAAAGAACAGUUACAUUGCAACGCAAGGACCUCUCCAGAAUACAAUGUACGACUUCUGGCUGAUGGUUCGGCAGAAUAACACGGAUUUCUCAGUUCAAAGACCAGUGGAUUCAGUACCUAUCAUACAAAAAAUAAUUAUGCUCACGAACUUUGUGGAAAAUAAUAGGCAGAAAUGUGAAAAAUACUUCCCCCUAGAAGUGAAUGAGGAAAUAGUAAUUGAAGAUCCAGAAAUCGCAGAAAAGUCAGACGAAAAACCAUCGAACAGUUUCAGAAUAAAAAACAUCGGCCUGAUGAAAAAAAUGGGCUAUACGAUACGAAAGCUCGACGUCCGAUACGCGAAAGGAAAAACUAGUGAUAGUGAUGGAGGCAGUGAAUCAAACGAACAGAGUGGGACUAGUGAAAGUAGUGAAAGUUUAACCGUUUACCAUUAUUGGUUCCACAACUGGGCGGAUCACAAGUGUCCCAAAGAUGUCAACGCGUUAUUGAAUUUAAGUUUGGACGUUUUAAAAGAUGAUUUCUACGAUUUCGCGGGUAGUUGUGAUGAAAGUGAGGAUCAUAAGUGCAAAUGUGGGGACAGUCCUAAACCCGACUCUAAGUUUGUGUUCCCUCCACUCCAGUCGUUGUCCCCAUGUCCUAUUAAAAUAAAUGUUUCCACCCCUUUGAAUUUUUCUUCCGAAAACCUAUCACCUCCUACCAUAGUGCACUGUUCUGCUGGCAUCGGUAGAACAGGUUGUCUCAUAGCCAUAUUGAACGGCAUUAAGCAAUUAACAAAUGAACAAAAAGUUGAUGUAUUAGGCAUAGUUUGCAAUAUGAGGUUAAAUAGAGGGGGCAUGGUUCAAAAUUCGGAGCAGUAUGAGCUUAUUCACAAAGUUUUAUGUUUGUUCGAGCAGGCCUGCUUGCCAGAAUUAUAGCUGUAAUGUUUGGUUACUGGUUUGCGGGUUGUACUGUGCUAAGGCCGUGGAAGUGAAGUGCAUAUAUUGAUACAACUAAUGACUGGUUUCUCUAUUUAAAUAAGGUGAAUAUUGUUUGUGCAAUUUUGUUUUGUCAAGAAUAUUGUAAGAACUGGACAGUUCCAUACUAAACUGUCUAGGAAUUUAUUAUUAUAGGAACUAGUCAGGAAAGUUUAUCUGUCUUACCGAAUUUUAUAGUUUCACGUGAAUGUAUGUGAUUUUAGUGAUUUAUCUUAGUUUUAAAACGGAUUUGUAUCAAUGUAUGUACACUAGGAUUUUGUAUUGGGGGUUUUUAUUUAUUAAAAAAAAUGGCGGGAUCGCAUCGCCAUUCCUUAAGAGCUUUGACAUUGACAUUUAUCAGAGCCAUUGUUUUUUUUUAUUGGGCAUUAGAAUAGCGAAUCCUAGUUUUAAUAUAGAUAAUAUUUAAAUCAAUAUGUUAUGCACAAACCUACUUUAUAUGAAGCGACUUGUUGUAUAUUUUAGUUUAAACUGACAUUACUACGAUAUUUAUUGCGCUAGGUAGAAAAUAUAUUGAUGUUAUUAUUUAUUUUGUAUUUUUUGAUAUUUUUAAUAUUUAGUCUGUAAAUGUAAAUAUGCGUGUCUAAUAUAUUGAUGUAUGUAAUACCUAUUCCAAGAAAUCAGGUGUAUUUUUGUGUUUAUUUGGAAAUAAUUAAAUAUAAUAUGAAAUAGAUUGGAUACAUUUUGGACCUGGUUUCUCGCAGUAGGUGUACUGUUUUUAUUAUUAUUUUUAAAUUUAACACGUCGUGAAUAGACAGUAUAGUACAAAUAUUUUUUUAUAUACUGAUUAAAACCAAGAACAAUUUACGUAUUCCUUGUUUAAACGCAGAGGGUAGUUUUAUAUAUUUACCAGCUUUGUACAGGUUCACAAAUCAAUCGCGUUAAAAUCAACAUAUUUUUGCAAGACUAUUUUAUGAUCUAUGUUUAUCUGAACUAUUUAUACGCUUUUAUCAAAGUAGCAAAUAUCUCUAAACUAAAUAUAACCCUUUUAUAUUAAAUUGUUACAUAAUACAUACAAACUUAACUUAUUUUCGAUUGAUAAAUACAGUAUUUAAAAGAUAAUAUAUUUUGUCAAAUAUCGUUUUAAACUUUGACGUUUUAAGUUGAAAUUUGGCGCCAAAAAUUUAUCAAGAACAGGGCAAAAUUAAUUUUUUUUGUUGUAAUUUUGAGAAUGAUAAAAGUGUAUGUUUGACAAAAUCUUCUGUUUUGUGUUAAUUAUUUUUAUUUUUUUUAAGUUGUCAUCAAUCGAAAUUCUGAUUUUAUUAUAUCUGCAUAUUAUUCAUGAUUGCAAUGAUUUUUUCGCUUCUGAAAUACAUGGGCAAGAUUAUAUUUGUAUUACAUACUUAUAAUAAAUAUUUUUUUUCUUA